UUAAUAUAUAGAUGAACAAUCUCGUUGUAUCACUCAUUGAUGGUGGAGAAAAGGAAAGGAAAGAAAUAUUCUGGUCGCUAUUGGAUUAUUUGGUCCUCUGAAAAUCUAUCAGGAAUCUUAUAAAGUUUUUUUCCCACUCAUAUCAUUGUUUACGGUAAAUUUCUGCGGCUUUUGUGGAUCAGAGGAGCUUUGUGGAGAUAUUUCAUAAUGGAGGAGGUGGUGUUUUGAUAUUGGGUACAGAUUAAAUCAUUGAUUUGGAGGUGGGUGUUGGGUUGUAAGAGUUUUUUCAGAGAUUAUUCUUGAGGUUUGGUGCAGGAUUCAGAGCAGCACAAUGUCUUCUCCAAGCAAGAGGCGAGAGAUGGAUGUUAUGAAACUGAUGAUGGGGGACUACAAGGUGGAGAUGAUAAAUGAUGGAAUGCAUGAGUUCUAUGUGGAAUUCAAUGGUCCACCCAACAGUCCUUAUGAUGGGGGAGUCUGGAAGGUUCGUGUGGAGUUACCGGAUGCCUAUCCAUACAAAUCUCCAUCCAUAGGUUUUGUCAAUAAGAUUUUUCAUCCCAAUGUCGAUGAAAUGUCAGGUUCAGUUUGCCUGGAUGUAAUUAAUCAGACUUGGAGCCCAAUGUUUGAUCUCAUAAAUGUAUUUGAAGUCUUUCUUCCUCAGCUUUUGCUGUAUCCAAAUCCAACGGAUCCUUUAAAUGGAGAGGCUGCAGCAUUGAUGAUGCGUGAUAGGAAUGUUUAUGAGCAGAAAGUAAAAGAAUAUUGUGCAAGAUAUGCUAAGGCAGAGGAUAUAGGAACAAGGCAGCAAGAGGAAAGCAGUGACGAUGAAGAACUUAGUGAAGAUGAAUAUGCAUCUAGUGAUGAGGAAGUAGCUGGCCAUGCAGAUCCAUGACUGCUGGACUAUUUGAUUGACGUGCACUAUUUUGCACAUUAAUUUCGUGAUGAUUUAAACAGAUAUAGAUGGAACAUGCACAACCCUAUUGCAUUGUCUGGAAAUUUGUGAUGGAGGCAUUCUUUGGGGUUGCUAUGAAGGUCUCCAUAACUCUCUCACAAAUGUGGAAUGUUCACGUGUACAUAUUGAACUGUAAAGCAUUGUAAGAUCUUUCAUCUAAUUGAAGCAAGUACCUGGUUAUAACUUAUAAGUGCAAAUUAUUCUCGUUGAUCCA
Cryptomeria japonica (Japanese cedar) is the source of this 1160-nucleotide messenger RNA. RefSeq names its product ubiquitin-conjugating enzyme E2-23 kDa. The transcript is spliced from 6 exons. NCBI's taxonomy places the organism in Eukaryota, Viridiplantae, Streptophyta, Pinopsida, Cupressales, Cupressaceae. Gene Ontology annotation, biological process: protein polyubiquitination; ubiquitin-dependent protein catabolic process. The coding region runs from base 332 to 886 and encodes 184 amino acids. Gene Ontology annotation, molecular function: ubiquitin conjugating enzyme activity. The record is from RefSeq and is a predicted model, not a curated record. Gene Ontology annotation, cellular component: nucleus.